Molecule: messenger RNA, 1554 nt
Organism: Polychytrium aggregatum
Lineage: Eukaryota; Fungi; Chytridiomycota; Chytridiomycetes; Polychytriales
Product: Bestrophin, RFP-TM, chloride channel-domain-containing protein
Exons: 10
Coding region: 48-1418 (456 amino acids)
Molecular function (GO): chloride channel activity
Source: RefSeq, a predicted model, not a curated record
CGCCUCUUUCGCCUCGUCAUCCUCAUCGCCUCGCCAUCCCCAUCGCUAUGGCCGACAACGCUGCAGCUCCUCCUCCUCUCAAGUACACCGACACCCAGCAGUGUCGCCGUGCGGUCGGCCGACUGAACCGCCAGAACAGCAGACCGCGCUGGAGUCCUGACAGCCUGAAGUGGUUCUCCAUCGACGGGUCUGUGGUCACCCAGAUAGCCAUUCCUGUUGUGCUCCUUACCCUCUGGACAGCCCUCUGGUGCUGCUUCUUCAUUAUUACUCGAACCAGAGGCCUUCCUGCUUCUUUGAUCCCGAUUCUGUCUGUUGUUGUCGGUCUACUGCUUGUUUUCCGCACCAACGCUGCCUAUGACCGCUAUUACGAGGGUCGCCGUCUUUGGGCCAGCAUGACUGUUGUUCUGCGGAAUCUCGCACGCACGGUGUGGAUCUCUUGCCCAGAGCCAACCGUCAAGGAGCAGCACGAGAAGGCAAUCGCCUUCAACCUGAUCAAGGCCUUCCCUGUGGCCGUCAAGCACCACCUGCGCGCCGAGCACGGCAUCGACGGCACGGCCGAAAAACUGGCCGGUCUCCUGCCGCCCCUCCCUGAGUUUGAAACAUUCCACACCUCCGAGUUUAUCCAGAAUGUUCAACAACGCUACGCGAAUCCUUCCGUCAGAACCUCCGUCCCUGCUUCGUCUCCCGAAAUCAACUCUCCGGCGGCUGGGACUGCACGAAACAGCGAUACCGUUAUAGAUCUGCCCAUGUCGGCGCUGCGGCGCUCCAAGGUAGAUUUGAUAGCUGCCUACCACGCGGACGACUCCUCACGCCAUUUCCACGAUUACCGCUGCAACUGUGUCAAGAUACCGAUCGAAAUCGUCAAUCUUCUGGCCGCCUUUGUGUUCAAGCGUCGAGACCGCAUCAACAUGAUGACAUUCUCGAGCCUCAACAGCAACGUUGCAUCCCUCGUCGACAUCCUCACUGGACUGGAUCGAAUUCUGUCCACCCCGGUGCCAUCCGCAUACCGCCUGCAUUUGCGACACACUGUCCUGCUCUACUUGCUUGUGCUUCCAUUCCAGCUGGUCAAUGACCUCCAGUGGUGGCUGAUUCCUUGCAUGACCAUCGUCUCGUUCACCCUGUUUGGCAUUGAGGCAAUCGGAGCCGAGAUCGAGAAUCCCUUUGGAACGGAUCCGAAUGAUCUUCCGAUCGAAGACUACUGCGACCUCAUCCGCGAUGACAUUGACCUCAUCAUGGCUCGUGAGUCGCCAAAGGCCGAUAACUGGGACGCCUUUGUGAGCGACACCCGCUUGACCAUCCGCGACCUCGAUCCGGAUGGCAAGCGAAACUCGCGCACUCAGUCUGCCGUCGACAGCUACGGUAGCUAUGGCAGCUAUGGGCCCAUGCGCACGCAGCUCUCUGCCGAGAGCCAGAUCUAGCUGGCUCGGGUGCGAUGCACAACGACAGCAUCGUGGCUGCUGUGAUCUUGAACAGCCUCGGAUAUGACGGCUUUGACUGCCGUGGCCCCCUCCCUCCGAGGCUUUGAGCCGGGCAAAUAGAAUUGAUCACAGCUCA